AUGGCGAAGCCUGAGCUGGCUUUGGUUGCGGUGGCUGAGCCUGAGCCGGCUCUAGAUCACGAGAAGGCUGAGCUCGAACACCGGAAGCAGGUCCGGGUGAAGCUCCUGGGCCGGUUGCGUAAUGAUCGCAAGCUCAAGACCAUGGUGAUCCAGAAAAAGCGCUUCAUCCUGGACUGUGGCAGCAAGUCCUGCCAGGGCGACGUCAAGAUCAAUAUGGCAGUGCUGAAGCACGUGGCCGUGGCAUGGGCCAAGCACCGCUACAUUCUCACUUGUCCGAGGAUCAAGAGGAUUUUGCAGAAGGUCGCCUGGAAGGAUUGGCGUGCAGAUGUUUCGGAGGACCAGAUCCAGAAUGAUGCCGCUGCCAUCAAGCGCCUGCUUCUUUUCUUCAAGCGUGCCUUGCACUGCAGUUUCAAAGUUUCAGAAGCCUCAUUUGCAGUUGGAUCUAUUUAG
Molecule: messenger RNA, 450 nt
Organism: Symbiodinium sp. CCMP2592
Lineage: Eukaryota; Dinophyceae; Suessiales; Symbiodiniaceae
Source: the annotation of a GenBank genome assembly